UUAUCUCACUGUCCUAAUAGCUGUUCAUCUGACAUUGUCGAGGAAGGAGUUAUUCCAUAGGAUUUUUGUCAACCGCAGCCUGGCACUGGGGAAGAUUCGCUGCUUUGGCUUUGACAUGGACUAUACUUUGGCUGCAUACAAGUCCCCAGCCUAUGAGGCACUAACCUUCAAGUUGCUGCUGGAGCGGUUGGUGUGCAUCGGGUACCCCCACGAGAUCCUGCGUUACACCUAUGACCCUACCUUCCCCACCAGAGGGCUGGUGUUUGAUGUCCUCUACGGGAACCUGCUGAAGGUGGGCACUCAUGGAAAUGUGCUGCUGGCAUUCCAUGGUUUCACCUUCCUCUCAGAGGCAGAGAUCUGGAGCUUUUAUCCCAGCAAGUUCAUUCAGAGGGAUGACCUGCCACGGUUCCAUGUCCUCAACACGCUUUUCAACCUGCCUGAAAUCUACCUUUAUGCCUGCCUGGUGGACUUCUUCUCCAGCUGUUCCCGCUACACCAACUGUGACACUGGAUAUCAGCAUGGGAACCUCUUCAUGUCCUUUCGAAGCCUCUCCCAGGAUGUGACUGAAGCCAUGAAUAAUAUCCAUCUGUCAGGCUGUCUCAAGGAGAAGACCCUGGAGGAUUUGGAAAAAUAUGUGGAGAAGGAUGCACAAAUCCCCAUUCUGCUGGACAAGAUGAAGGCAGUUGGGAAAGUGUUUUUGGCUACCAACAGCAAUUACAACUACACUGAUGCCAUCAUGACUUACCUGUUUGCUGUUGGUGAGGAUGAGGCUUCACCCAGGACCUGGAGGUCUUACUUUGACCUGAUUGUGGUGGACACACAGAAGCCCCGCUUCUUUGCGGAAGGGACAGUUCUGAGGCAGGUCAACAUGGACUCUGGGAAGCUCCGGGUGGGCACCUACACUGGACCCCACCAACACUGUGCUGUCUACUCUGGAGGCUCAUCAGACAUGGUAUGUGAGCUGCUUGGAGUGCGGGGAAAGGACAUCCUGUACAUUGGGGACCACAUCUUUGGGGACAUUGUCAAGUCUAAGAAGCGACAGGGCUGGCGGACUUGUCUCGUAGUUCCUGAGGUGUCUCGGGAGCUGAGCAUCUGGACCCAAGAGAAGGGGCAGCUAGAACAGCUGAAGAGGCUGGACACAUGCCUGGCAAAUCUGUAUGAGAACAUGGAUGGGAGCAGUCGUGGGCUACAAGCCAUCAGCUCCACCAAGAAAGAGAUUCAAAGGGUAACCCGGGAGCUGGACCUGUGCUACAGCACCAUGGGCAGCCUGUUCCACUGUGGCUUCCGUCAGACCCUCUUCUCUAGCCAGCUGAUGCGCUACGCAGACCUCUACACCACCACCUGCCUCAACUUCCUGCACUUUCCACUCAGCUCACUGUUUCGGGCCAAGCCAGAGCUGAUGCCUCAUGAGUUGGUAGUUGAGCAAGAACGGGCCAACCAGGACCCUACCUCCUGCUUCCUCUCCUGUGUCCAGAAGGUUCAGCGCAAAGGCAGAGAAGAGGACGAGGUGGCUGACUCAGUCCUGGACAUGGGCUGGCAUCAUGGAUCAUCUGCUUGAGAUAUUUUUCAGAUAACAGGAAAAGUGUAGAAGAAAAAAGCAAAUGUAUUGAAAACUCUUAAAUGAACCAAUCCGGAGCUUAGGAAAUCUUUGAGGGAGGAGGGAGUAUUGCUGUUACCUCAGAAGGCAUCCUUGAUGGUCUCUGAGCUUUUUUGGAGUGUGUGCAACAAAUAGAAGCAUUAUAACCAGUUUUUCCAGAGUUGCAUCAUGUUCAUUUUAAAUUUUAUUUCUAAAUAUUUCUUUUAAAAAUAGUACUUCUGUGAACUUUGAUUCUGUUUCAAAAUUUAUAAAACCUGCUUGGCUAGACUAUCUUGUUAGCUGUUCUUUUGACCUAGGUCACUGUGACAGAGGAAAUCAGAUAGCCCAUCUUUCAGCUUG
Molecule: messenger RNA, 1936 nt
Organism: Nannospalax galili (Upper Galilee mountains blind mole rat)
Lineage: Eukaryota; Metazoa; Chordata; Mammalia; Rodentia; Spalacidae
Gene: Nt5dc4
Product: 5'-nucleotidase domain containing 4
Exons: 18
Coding region: 116-1558 (480 amino acids)
Molecular function (GO): 5'-nucleotidase activity
Source: RefSeq, a predicted model, not a curated record